CAAAACAUCAAAACUUUCAAGGGCUGUUCGCGUACCUACUCGACGACGACGACGACGACGAUGUACGUCUGGCCGUCGCCGUGUGUUCAUUUAUUCUGUAAAUCGUUGCUAGUCAUGUGACUGAGGAGUGGCUCAUUGCGUGCGCUAUGAAACCAUCCGAAAGCGUCCAAGUUUGCGCCACCGAGUCGUUCGUCCGGUGACAAAUGUCUGGCCGAUCUCUUCCGUCAAUGAUGUAAUGCAUCUAAUUAAAUAAUUUAAAAUGGAUAAGGACACGCCAGUUAUUUACAAUACAGUCAGCGGUAUGGAGGACUCCUACUGGAACAUUACCAACGUACAUCUAGAUGAUUUUAAAAUGGAUAGUAAUUUUGUCUCAAUGCUUUUUUCAUUAAUAUCUGGAAUGAUAUGGGUGAUUUAUAUCACAUACUACAACUCUAGGGUAACAGCAUAUAUUGUCACCAGACUGUUGACUAAAUUUUAUGCUACAAAAGGAUACCUUAGUAUUGGUUCAUUUACAGUAUGUGCUCUUUCUGGUAAGAUAAUGUUUAGAGACAUUGUGUAUAUAACUGAAGAUUAUACCAUAAGAGUACAGGAUGGCUGGUUGAUAUUCCGUUGGUGGCGAUCUUAUGUUCCUAAAGAUGUGUCAGAAGAUUUGUCACAUUCUGAUACAAGGCUGUCUGUUAUGUUAAAUGGUUUUGAACUUCAUGUAUAUAAUCGUUGUAAAAUGUAUAGUAAUUUAGAAAAAGUAUUCAAUCUAGAACCGUCAAUUAUUCCUUGGGACGAAUUGAGUGUCAAGGAAGAAGAAAAAAAAAAUAAAGAUAAAAAACAAGAAGCAGUGCUUGGUAAAAGCUGGAGGGAUCUUAUACCUGUGAUAAAAUUGGAAGUGUCAUCGGGUCGAGUUGUAUUUGGCAAUCGACUCAUACCUACCACUUUACUAGUCAAUGUUGAAGAAGCACAUUUUGUUUAUUCCACUAAGCCAGCUGCUUCUAAAUUGGAUCAUUUUAUGCAUUUUGUUAAAUGCAAAGCAGAAAAUUUUAAAGUAAUAUUAGCACCUAGUCCUAAGUAUACUGGCAUGGCAGAUGAUCCACCUCGAUAUAUGGGUGCUGGAUUUGUUGUGUUUUCUUCAAAUAAUAUAGAACUUUACUAUUACAUGGAUGAACCAGGAGUUGUACCUGAAAAGCCAGAAAUGUUACGAUUAGCAAAUGGAGACAUAGUUGAAUCUGCACCGCCCAUUUGGGGGAUCGAUAUAAAGUGUGGCAAAGGAACUGACUUUAGUUAUGGGCCUUGGGCAGAUAGACAAAGGGAACAUUUAUUUAAGUUAUUUUUUCCUCAAGAUUAUCAACCUCUUAAGUUUAGUGAUCCACCAUUACCAGGCCAAAAGCGUCAAGUACAAGCUUUUGAUAUUCGUCUUAAUACACUCUAUGAAUCUACAAUUGAUAUUUUGUUUUCAAAAAACAAAGAAACAAAUGCAAUUCACAUAAAUGUUGGCCCGGGUUCAUAUAUGGAAAUUACCUUACCAUGGUUAGUAGCACAUGAUGGUUAUACUACUAAAAUUACUGGGCAGCUUCUUCAUUUAGAAGCAACUACAAGUUUACAAUUUCGAAGCUUAUUAGAGAGUGAAACAUUAGAAUUUACAGCUCAUUGCCACUAUCCAAUUCAAUGGAAUGAUCAUCAAGAAUGGUUGUUUAAUUUAACUGGUUGUAAAGCCACUGGAUGGUUUACCUAUGCUCAUAAAGGAUUUUUUCAAGAAAUGAUAAAUGAUUGGGCCAGCAAAAGUAGGCCAGAUAUUUUACAUUUUGUGCCAUAUACAUGGAAAUUUUCAGUUCUUAUGAAAGAAUUUGAAUUAAUAACCAUUAGUAAUGAAUACAAUUGGAUUGAUUGUUCAUCUCAAAAUCAAGAAAAUGCUCUUAUUGCGGCUAGUGGUGAUUUAUUCGAUUUUUCAUUUGAUCUUCCAUUUACGGAAUUUUUGCCUGAUACAUUACCUCUUCGGUUUUGGAUACAAGGUGAAAGUAUAGAUUUAUCUAUGCAUUUGCCUGAAGUAUAUACAAGUCGAAGUGUCUUAUUAUCGUUAAAUAAAAAUGCUAGACUACUUGGACGUGAUGGAAAAAUAUUUAAAUCAAAAUUGGACGACAAUGCACGCAAAUGGAGGAAUGUUUGUCAAAAAAUUCAUGGAUGGGUGGAUUGCUGGACUAUGCCAAUUGUUGCUUUGUCAAUUAAUUUUAUUUAUCAUCCAAUGCCAAUGUAUGGGCCACCUCCUCAAGCUGAUAUUACUACUCCAGAGAAAGAAGAAAAAUUACUUUCUCCCAUGAGAAUGCAACAUCAUAAAACACAAAAUAUUUCUAUUCCUUGGACUCGAGAAAAUGAUCAAAAAUUUGAUCCCACUACUUUACCAGCUGAUAAAGUUAGUUUAGAGUUAGAAAUUGGGUCAUCAGUUAUGUUAUUGUAUGGUUCUUGGCUUAGACAUUUCUUUCACUUAAAGGAAAGUAUAUUUGGUGAAGAUCAAAUUUUUACUGAUAUGACUGAUAAGUUAAAUCCAAAAAGUACAAAUAAUACAGAUAAAACUGUCGAACAAGAUAGUACUUCUGUAUCUGAUGUAAAAAUGCAAGUUGAUCCACGAGAAUAUAGGCCAUUGGAAGUUGUAAUUUCUAUUACAAUGCAUGACUUGCAGGCUCACCUUAUAAAAAAUUGUAAUGAGAAUGAUCCUCCUUGUCCAGUUAUAAUAAUUGAACGUUUCGGAUUGGAAAUGAAGAAAUGUUAUAGAGAUACUCAAUUACAAGUCUUAUUAUCACCAAGUUUACUUAUAUCUAGUGAUAAACUAGGAAAUCGACCAGUAAAAGAUCAUCAUUUAAACCAAGGACAUUUAAUGCUUUCUGCUUUACAAAUCCGAGGCCAUGCUAUGUUUAGUGAUGCUGAAAGGAAUUUAGAUCAAGAUACUUUAGAAUAUGCAUGGUUAUUAGAAAUUCAAUUAGGGAAACUAAGUGGGAAAGCUACUGCUCCUCAACUGUUUCAUGUUAUAACUGGUCUGGAGACUCUGUUCUUAUUAAUGUUUGAUUCUGAAAAUCAACUGAAACCCGCCCAUUUACCAUCGGAAUGUCAUCAUGGUUCACCUCCUUCAACAUGUCCUCAUAAUGAUGCACAAGCUCGUUAUAGAUGUCCUACUGCUGAUGAGAUAAAAUACCGAAUGACUCGUGUAGCUAUUGAUGCUUUGGACAUCUAUCUAGUCGAAUCAGGAACAGCUAUUAAUUUAUGG
This is a messenger RNA of Sipha flava (yellow sugarcane aphid), 3247 nucleotides long. RefSeq lists its product as uncharacterized. The record is from RefSeq and is a predicted model, not a curated record. Lineage: Eukaryota; Metazoa; Arthropoda; Insecta; Hemiptera; Aphididae. The annotation marks the transcript as partial. Gene Ontology annotation, biological process: synaptic vesicle endocytosis. The transcript has 20 exons.